CUCUCUCUUUAGGGGGCUGACAGGAGCCAGUUUCUUCAGUGUGUUUGAGGGAGCAGAGGAGAAACUUGUGCUGACAGUCAAACAGACGUGUGACGAGCAGAAGAUGAUGGAGCGAUGUCUGACACUCGUUUUACUCUUCACAAUAAUCACUCUAACCACAUCUGAUUUUGAGACUGUUAGGUUUGUUGGUGGUAACAGUCCCUGCAGUGGUCGAGUGGAGGUUCAUCAUAGUGGUCAGUGGGGAACAGUGUGUGGUGAUUACUGGGAUAUGACUGAUGCUGAAGUGGUGUGUAGAGAGCUGGGAUGUGGAGAGGCUGUAGAUGCUGUGGGUGCUGCUCAUUUUGGACAAGGAUCAGGACCAAUCUGGAUGGAUGAUGUUGGCUGUAGUGGAUCAGAGUCUACACUGAAGGACUGUAGAUCAAGAGGAUGGGGUGAUAGUAACUGUGAACAUGGUGAAGAUGCUGGAGUCAAAUGUUUAGAAGAUUCAAGGCUUGUUGCUGGGUCUCAUCUGUGCUCUGGGAGACUGGAGAUGUAUUUUGGAGGACGAUGGGGUUCAGUGUGUGCUGCUGUCUUUGACCAGCAGGAUGCAGAGGUUGUGUGUAGAGAGCUGGACUGUGGGGCUCCUGUACAGGUGCUGGGAGCAGCUGCUUUUGGCAAAGGAGACGCUCAGAUGUGGACACAAGAGAUUCAGUGCAGAGGAAAUGAAUCACAAAUUCGACGCUGUCCAUCAUUACACUUAAAUAAUACAAACUGCACCCAUGAAAAUGAUGUCGGACUGAUAUGUUCUGGUUACACUGAUCUCAGACUGGUAAACGGUCCUGGCAUCUGUUCUGGAAGAGUGGAGCUUCAGUUCCUCGGUAAAUGGGGCACAGUGUGUGAUGCAUGCUGGGAUAUGAGAGCUGCCAGUGUAUUGAAGAUUAAUGCUUUUGUCAUUUAA
Molecule: messenger RNA, 937 nt
Organism: Carassius auratus (goldfish)
Lineage: Eukaryota; Metazoa; Chordata; Actinopteri; Cypriniformes; Cyprinidae
Product: soluble scavenger receptor cysteine-rich domain-containing protein SSC5D-like
Exons: 5
Coding region: 104-937 (277 amino acids)
Biological process (GO): zymogen activation
Cellular component (GO): plasma membrane
Molecular function (GO): serine-type endopeptidase activity
Source: RefSeq, a predicted model, not a curated record